UUCAGAAAUCCAACCCUCAAACGAGCUCUUACGUAGAAGUUCUCCAUGGCCUUCUGGUUUUUAUACCUCCUCCUGGCUUUCUCUAUCUCGUGUGUUCGUGCGCGGGAAUUCACUUUCCACAACAACUGCACAAACCCGGUCUGGCCCGGAAUCCAACCGAGCGCAGGAAAAAGGGUCCUGCUACGCGGCGGUUUCCAGCUUGCACCGGGCCAAACGGUCAAUAUAAAUGUACCGAGAGGGUGGUCGGGCCGGUUCUGGGCCCGAACCGGCUGCGCCUUUGACCGAGCCGACCACGGCAAGUGCGUGACUGGUGAUUGCGGCGGCUCCUUAAGAUGCGCCGGCGCGGGUGGUGCACCCCCUUCCACGCUCGCUGAGUUCACACUAGACAGCCCGUUGGAUUUCUAUGACGUCAGCCUCGUCGACGGCUACAACCUGCCGGUGUCGAUCCUGCCGUCCGGCAGCUCCGGCACUUGCCAGGAGGUCCGCUGCGUGUCUGACCUGAACCGGAGCUGCCCGGCGGCUCUUCAAGUGAUGCGGGAGGGGCGUGUGGUGGCAUGCAAGAGCGCGUGCAUGGCUUUUGGCUCGCCCGAGUACUGUUGCACGGGCGAAUUUGGGGGCCCUGGCACGUGCAAGCCAACGGCGUACUCUCGCGUAUUCAAGGCCGCGUGCCCUACCGCCUACAGCUACGCCUACGACGAUCCUACCAGCACUUUCACGUGCAAAGGGGCUGAUUAUCUCAUCACAUUUUGUUAACUUCUGCAUCCGUACACGUGGCACACGUUUAGGACAUCUGAACUGUUGAUCUGGUGUGUCCUUCAUUGGAUAGGCGAUACGUUGGUCAAAUAGUUGUUGGUGUUGAUCUGACCGUUGGCUGGACUUUUUCCUGACCACGCACUCGUAAUUCUUGAAGAAGUCUUUCGAUCACCGGCUAAGAUCACCCGAUCGUUACAAUCAAUGUAGGGCCUGACCAAUGGAACGGCUGGAUGUUGUACACGUGUACCAGCGACUGUACGGACAUUGAAUCAUGGGUCAGGAAUCGCUCUCGUUUUAUGUUAC
Messenger RNA from Magnolia sinica, 1056 nucleotides. Its product is annotated as thaumatin-like protein. The transcript has 2 exons. Gene Ontology annotation, biological process: defense response. NCBI's taxonomy places the organism in Eukaryota, Viridiplantae, Streptophyta, Magnoliopsida, Magnoliales, Magnoliaceae. The record is from RefSeq and is a predicted model, not a curated record. The coding region runs from base 46 to 753 and encodes 235 amino acids. Gene Ontology annotation, cellular component: extracellular region.